UAAAUGGCCGCGACAUCCUUGUAGACCGUUGACUGACUCUUUUUGACUCGAGGAUUCAGACUGAGAAAGUAACAGAUAGUCCUGCUAAUUAACAACCUUUUUAUAAAGCCGGCUGAAAGCAACAUGUUUUGCUGGGGAUACCGGCUUACAAGGAAGAAACAUAGUUUUUCUGUCAGUUGGAUGCCUAACAAAUUUGCUUUGUAUCAAAGCUUUGUUUCAAACAUUCCAAAGAGCCCAAGCUGUAGCAGCAAAUUCCAUCCAAAUUAGCCGCUGGACUUGCCUUGAAGUUUUGCCCAGAAAUUAGGGAGACAUGAUGGCGCCCAUGUGCACCUAAGCAUGUCUUGACGCAGUCCGGGAAGAACAUAUUGAGCCUUGGCGCAAGAAAGGAAGCAUAUAGGCCAUCCUCUGUCUCAUGUCUCUUCUAAACUUUGACGAGGUCGCCUCUCCUUGCUCUGCCUCCGUCCUCGACUUGUUUUGCCAGCAAAACGAAAUAUAAAUAUGAGUCUGCUAGGUUAAGCUCGGAUGAUUGAGACCUUGAAAAUAUUCUUAUGGAGUGAGCAAUAGCUAGCAACUCUUGAAAAAGACAUCCGACUUAAUCUGCACGGUCACCCCAGUGCCCACCAGUGAGCAAAACUGUGCUAGUGCCACAAUUAUUUCUACUCUUUGGUCCAAGGGCGUGGUCUGAGGUAGUACAGUCUUUGUCUCUGCGUGCACAUGGUGGUAUUAACGGAUGCGUUCCUCUCUUUUUCCCUCUCUAGUUAUGUACUAUUUGUUUGUCCUUUUGACUCGUUGAAGGCGUGUGGUAGUUUACUGAGGAAACUAAGCUGGGUUCCUGGUUGAGCUUAACUUGCAUAAAUAAGCGGCUAGUUUGUGGGCAGUCAUCAGUGACAGAACCGCAUAUUACUGCUCGAUCGACUAAUUAAGCUGACCUUUUCCUAAGCGAGGUAGCUGGUAGUGGGAAUCAAUGGCAUCCCCGCUGCUGGUGCUACUCAAGCCAGGAACUGUCGAUGAUGCUCCGGCUUCUCCAGCUGCUCAAGCCGUGGUUCGUCAGCCUCCACCCGCUCCUGCAGUUUCAGAUGGUGCUGAGCACCUCCUCCAAGGCCCUGAACACCUAGGAGGAGGACGUCCAGAUGGUUCAUGGAGCACACUUGAGCCCACUCUGGCUGACAACAUGGUUGGCGGAAACCAGAUGCUUACCAGUUCCUCCAAAAGCUUCCCUGGGCACGUAAUUCGUGAACCUCCCCGCAGAUUAAUGGCGCCCAUGCGACGCUCCCUCGUGUCGCAGCAGGGGAAGCGACCGUGGAACUAUCUUGGGAGCUCAAGAAUGUUUCCUAACCACCCGAGUCAUGAACCCGGACAUCCUUGGAGAAGAAAGGCGCAGCCUGUAAGAUCCUGAUACGGUGUGCUGGAAUCAAGAUCUCGGCUGUUGCAUAGUAGUACUAGCACUGUCAUAAAUAGGGGUAUUCAUUUUGUAUGCUGCUCCAGUCGAAUUGAUCAAGAAAUGUGCGCGCUCAAAACA
This is a messenger RNA of Triticum aestivum (bread wheat), 1519 nucleotides long. RefSeq lists its product as uncharacterized. The transcript has 2 exons. The record is from RefSeq and is a predicted model, not a curated record. The coding region runs from base 965 to 1396 and encodes 143 amino acids. NCBI's taxonomy places the organism in Eukaryota, Viridiplantae, Streptophyta, Magnoliopsida, Poales, Poaceae.